AUGUCGUCCGGUUCCAAUGGCGCCCGGCGCAUAACCUCGCUUCUGCGACCCUCAAAACUCGACUCCGGCGUUUGCAGAAGCUGUCAAGAAACCCUUGGCCGCCGCAGCUAUGCCUCUGCUGCCACUGCGACCGUUACUGAGAAUACUACCGACACACCGGCUACUUCUACCGCUACUCCUCCCUUCCCUUACACCAUCAAUGCCGGCGUCGUCCUCUCGCGCCCACCCCAAGUCACCCGUGACCUCGAGCCCUUCGAGAAAGCUUUCCAUUUCUAUCAGAAGCGUUUGAAUGAGCGCUUGGCCCUACCAUUCACCAAAUACUUCUACUUCAAGCGCGGAACCCCGGCGGACGAGGACUGGAAGAAGAAGAUCCAGGAGCGUCGGACUCCUGCACGCGACAUCGGCAAGUACAACGCGUACGACAGCGACUCGUGGAACGAUGAACUCCUCCUCGGCGCCAAGGAGGCCGAGCCUGAGCACCAGGUCGAGAUGCUCGUUCAGGAUGCCGAAUCCACAGCCAAUGCCACCUCCCAAGAUACCAGCAAGAAGGAAGAGAUCCCGCGGCCGCAUUCCCGAGUGACGGAGGCGGAUAAGAAGGGUGAUCACAAGAGCUUGAACCGUCUGCUUUCGCGGACUCUGUAUCUGCUCGUUCAGUCGAAGGAGGGACACUGGAAGUUCCCCAGCAUGCCCGUGGAGGCAGAAGAGACUCUUCGUCAGGCUGCUGACCGUACCCUUUAUCAAACCGCCGGUGCAAACAUGAAUACCUGGAUGGUCGGCUUCCACCCCUCCGGCCACCACGUCUACAAGAACCGCAAGCCCCACGUCGACCAGGCCACCGGUGCCGAGAACCACGGCGAGAAGACCUUUUUCCUGAAGUCUCGUAUCAUGGCCGGCCAGGCCGAUCUGUCCGCCAACAAGGACCUGAAGGAUUUCAAGUGGUUGUCCAAGGAGGAGAUUUCCAGCUACGUGCUGCCGCAAUACUACAGCUACGUUAAGAACAUGCUGGCCGACCGAUAA
Messenger RNA from Penicillium waksmanii, 1017 nucleotides. Its product is annotated as mitochondrial 54S ribosomal protein mL46. The record is from RefSeq and is a predicted model, not a curated record. Gene Ontology annotation, molecular function: structural constituent of ribosome. The coding region runs from base 1 to 1017 and encodes 338 amino acids. NCBI's taxonomy places the organism in Eukaryota, Fungi, Ascomycota, Eurotiomycetes, Eurotiales, Aspergillaceae. The transcript is spliced from 3 exons. Gene Ontology annotation, cellular component: mitochondrial large ribosomal subunit.